Messenger RNA from Alternaria novae-zelandiae, 1239 nucleotides. RefSeq lists its product as uncharacterized. Bases 1 to 1239 code for a protein of 412 amino acids. Lineage: Eukaryota; Fungi; Ascomycota; Dothideomycetes; Pleosporales; Pleosporaceae. The transcript has 5 exons. The record is from RefSeq and is a predicted model, not a curated record.
AUGGCCCCUCUUCGUACCAUGACCGGGGAUACUUUCACCGAUAAGACACCUCAAUCGCCAGUAUCGCCAGUGUCUCCCACAAAUACCGACGCGACCUUAACGGGGGACUUUAUUGAGGGUGCUGAAGAUAGCCAUUCUACCAUUCAGCCCCCAACGCGGAGAGACUCAGUUGACGUUGAGAGCGCACAGCCUGAGAACGAAAAGAAGCGACCGAAUUUCUUGCGACGAAUCACAGUCCCUUUUCGCUCCGAGCCUGAGGCCGAAUAUGUGACUGAGAACGUCACGCGAACUUUGGAAAAAACUCCCAAUGGCUUCCCAAAACUUGCAGCAUUCCAAUCGAGUGAACAAAACUUCUCACUUUAUCGCGCCUUCUCAUAUCUUCACUCACGUAUCCUCCUUGAUUUGCAGGAUGAGAUCACAUCACUAGAACAGGAGCUGGACGAGAUUGACUGGGAUGACCACGACGAAGACCGCACUCGUUUGAUGUCGAGGGAUUUCGACAAAACCCAGCCUGAUGGCGAGGGGGCGCCUCGCAGCCGACGAGUUGUACUGCGAGAAAUCAAAGCCAAGCUAAUGGAAUAUGAUGAUGUCCUCAUCAAGGCAAGGACAGUGGGUUCCUUCCAGAAGCCAUCAGAUCGAAAUUACCGUAGUGUGCGACGCUACUGUUACAACAGAAAGCCGCUCAUGGACGCUGAGAUGGAAGCCAUUCGCAGCAAAGAAGACAUUGUAUCCUUGCACAAUGGUCGUGAGUGGGCGACCUUCGACGGCGGUGUCGAGAGUCUUAUCGGCCAAACCGACAUACUCCUGCAAAAGGUCUUUCGAACCAAUAAACUUCCACUACAAAAGUACUUCCGUACCCCAGAAGCUCAGGAGAAGACAACAGACCCUUACGUCUCCCUCUACAGCAGCUCCCGCAUCGACAAAGUUGUCAACAUGCUCAUCACAUUCGUCAUAUUCUGUCUCCUUGUCGUUCCCGUCAUCACCAUGUACCAGUUGACCAACACUGCUGCACAUGUGGUAACGGAUGCAUCAGGCAACACGUCCACUACCAGCCAAGUGGAUAUUGACAGUAGAGACACGUUCAACGCUGUGGGAGUGUUGAUCGUAUUCACACUACUUUUCAGCGCUGCAAUGAGUCUGCUGACAAAAGCGGCGAGACACGAACUGUUUGCGGCAUCGGCAGCCUAUUGUGCUAUCUUGGUGGUGUUCAUUGGCAAUUUCACAGGGCCUGGCAAUUGA